AUGGAGAUCUUCAAGCAAUUGGAGAUUACUAUGCCUUUGACCGAAGCACUGGAGCAAGUUCCUGCUUAUGCGAAGCACAUGAAGAAAUUCCUCAAAAAGAAGAAGUAUCUAGACGAGGAAACAAUUGAAGUACAGGGUAAUUGCAGUGCCAUAUUACAGAAGACGCUUUCUCUCAAAUUCAAAGAUUUGGGGAGUUUCACCAUCCCUCGCACCAUUCGGAAUUAUGAUAUAGGGAAGGCUCUAGUUGACUUAGGAGAUAGUAUCAAUCUUAUGCCCUUAUCUAUGCUUAAGAAGAUUGGUGGUCUGGAGGUCAAACCUACAAAAGCAAUCUUGCAAAUGGCAGAUAGGUCCAUCAAGCAUCCGUAUGGUGUGAUUGAAGACGUGGUGGUGAGAAUUGAUAAAGUCAAAUUUCCAGUGGGCUUUGUAGUGAUGAAGAUGGACGAAAAUGAAGAGAUACCGGUCAUUCUUGGACGACCAUUCAUGAAGACAACCAAGGUUGUCAUUCAUGUAGAUGAUAUAUUGCUAACAUUGAAGGAUCAAGAAAGAGAGGUAACUUUUAAUGUCUUUGAAGAUGCACAACCAAUUCAAGAGAAGUAG
Messenger RNA from Vigna radiata var. radiata (mung bean), 597 nucleotides. RefSeq lists its product as uncharacterized. The record is from RefSeq and is a predicted model, not a curated record. NCBI's taxonomy places the organism in Eukaryota, Viridiplantae, Streptophyta, Magnoliopsida, Fabales, Fabaceae. Bases 1 to 597 code for a protein of 198 amino acids. The transcript has a single exon.